AACGCACGCCGUCUCCUCUCCUGUAAUAGUGGCCGGCCAAAUUUCCGGGGGAACGAAACGUCGUGCCGCUGCCUAUAAAAGUCGCCCCGCCUCCUCCCUUCCUUCCAUUCUGCCCCGUCGUCGCUCCCCGCUCCCCUCUGCCCUAGCAGGAAUCGAGUUUCUCAUCAGGAGCAUGGCAUCAUCGCCGUCGUCCAUGGCUUCUCCCCGCGCUUUCCUCGCAGUGGCGCUCAUGGCGGUGCUUCUCGCCGUCUCCACCGCUUCGGCGGCAGGCGCACAGCCACCAACGGCUACGAUGAUGAUGGCGGCGGCGGCGGCGGCGGAGGGACCGGGCCUGGCGGAGCGGCUGAUCGGCGAGGGGCCGCAGCAGUGCUGGGAGUCGCUGAUGGAGAUCAAGUCGUGCACGGGGGAGAUCAUCCUCUUCUUCCUCAACGGCGAGGCGUACCUGGGGCCGGGAUGCUGCCGCGCCAUCCGCGUCAUCGAGCAGCUUUGCUGGGCCGCCGACGCCAUGCUGUCCGUCAUCGGCUUCACCCCGGAGGAAGGGGACAUGCUCAAGGGCUACUGCGACGACGGCGAGGCGCACCGCCAGCACCCGGCGCCGCCGCCUCACCCUGCUCUUGACGGCGUCCUCCCCACUGGCGCCGUGGCUGCUUCCGUGGCGGGAAGGAAGGGGCUCGGUGCGCCAUUAGAUGGUUAGACUUUACGUACGUUGUUGCAGUGUUUGUCGGCGUCUGUUCUGUGUCCACGUCCAGCUGAGGUGCUUAACUAGUGAUUCCUGGUGUGGUUCUUAUAUGAGCCGCCGGGUUAGCAAAUGGUCUUUUCUCGGUUUCGUGUAAUCCGAGGUCCUAGAAAUAAAAUAAAAGGCAUACUCUUA
Brachypodium distachyon (stiff brome) is the source of this 871-nucleotide messenger RNA. RefSeq names its product egg cell-secreted protein 1.1. Lineage: Eukaryota; Viridiplantae; Streptophyta; Magnoliopsida; Poales; Poaceae. The transcript has a single exon. Gene Ontology annotation, biological process: double fertilization forming a zygote and endosperm. The record is from RefSeq and is a predicted model, not a curated record. Bases 173 to 694 code for a protein of 173 amino acids.